This is a messenger RNA of Salvia hispanica, 1037 nucleotides long. Its product is annotated as NAC domain-containing protein 104-like. The record is from RefSeq and is a predicted model, not a curated record. Gene Ontology annotation, biological process: regulation of DNA-templated transcription; system development. Gene Ontology annotation, molecular function: DNA binding. NCBI's taxonomy places the organism in Eukaryota, Viridiplantae, Streptophyta, Magnoliopsida, Lamiales, Lamiaceae.
AAAGCACAAUAGUUGAAGGCAAUCUUUCUUUAUAGCAGUAUUUUUUGAAUUCUCAGAUUAUAACCUAUGUUGCCCUAUUUCAAUCAUGCUUAUCCCUCCUUUAUUCAUCUCUUUUUUUCUCCUUAAUUAUAAGUAUCCCACUCCCUCUCUUUCCCUCUUUCUUUCACGCAUAAAACAAACACUUCUAUUUCUUCUUCUUGAACUUUUUUUGUGGAAAAAAAAAAGAUUUUUUUUUUUUUUUUUUGUGAUUAAUUGGUUUGGAGUGUUAUGGGAGAAGAGAAAAUGGUUCUACCACCAGGGUUUGAGUUCGAUCCAACCGAUGAAGAGUUGAUCGUUAGCUUCCUAUAUCGAAGAGCUGCGAAUUUACCAUGCUACCCUAAUAUCAUCCCUGAUCUUGAUAUCUACUCAGCUCACCCUUGGGGGCUUCAUGGGAAGGCUUUUUGGAGUAAAAAUGAGUGGUAUUUCUUUAGUGGGUUGAAGCAAAAUCGAGCUACGGAAAAAGGGUUUUGGAAGGAUAUUGGAUUGAGUGAACCUAUCUUCACUAGCAAAGGAGAUGAAGUUGGCAUCAAGAAUUAUCUUGUUUUUUGUGUAGAUGGAGUUCAUAGUGAUUGGAUCAUGGAGGAAUACCACCUCCUCAACAACUACUCUACUACUUCCCAAAAUCAACUACGAGGUUUUAAAGAGUGGGUGGUAUGUAGAGUUCGUGAAGGAAAGGUGUUUGAUUGUGAGGAGAAGAUUAGCAAUGAUGAUGAUGAGGGAGUGGAGCUCUCCUAUCUUGACGAAGUGUUCUUCUCCAUGGAUGGGGAUGAUCAAGAUGAUGACAUCACUUUUCCUACUUAAUUAGCUAUAUUAAUUGACCAUAUACAGAUAAAUAUACAUACGUGUGUGUUGUGUUAUGUUAUGUUAUGUUAUGACUAAUCUUCUUACACUUAUAAUCAAAGCUUGCUACUUUAUAUGAUCAUGUAAAUAGAGAAAUUAAGGUGCUCCAAUACAUGUAAAAUACUACACAUAUGUAAAAGAAACACUAUUUGUGAGUU